This is a messenger RNA of Plasmopara halstedii, 295 nucleotides long. RefSeq lists its product as uncharacterized. Bases 83 to 268 code for a protein of 61 amino acids. NCBI's taxonomy places the organism in Eukaryota, Oomycota, Peronosporomycetes, Peronosporales, Peronosporaceae. The record is from RefSeq and is a predicted model, not a curated record. The transcript has a single exon.
GAUAUCAGCUUGCUGAGUCAUACCAAAUUCAUUACUACGUCCUGGACGCCAUGAGGUGUCGUCAUACUCUUCGCCAUAUAGAAUGGGCAAGGUGCUGAUAAUGUGUCGUCUUGCCGUCGUCAAAUGUGAGCUUAGCUGUAUUUCUAUCGUGGAAGAAGAACGUGCCGGAUCGAACUUAAUCAAUCAUAACGCUCCGUUUUAUCGGCCAUCACUGUGUCGCCUCAGAAAGUGGUGGAGUGCACCGCAUAUAUUGAUUGAUGACAUAUAGAUCCAUGUGAGUACAUGAAGUAAACAA